Molecule: messenger RNA, 172 nt
Organism: Solanum verrucosum
Lineage: Eukaryota; Viridiplantae; Streptophyta; Magnoliopsida; Solanales; Solanaceae
Exons: 1
Coding region: 17-163 (48 amino acids)
Source: RefSeq, a predicted model, not a curated record
UUUUGAGAGAAAAAAAAUGUUGGUGAUGGGAAUAAGCUUGCAAUGUUUGAUGGACUUGGUGGUAGCUGGAUUUUCCCUAAUGAUUGGGUUGGGGAUUUUCGCUUUUAUUGCUUCAAUUUUAUGCUCUGCUGCUUUUUAUCAGAAUGCAAAGCAACUUUCUUGAAACCCCUUU